AUGCCUCUUCAAUACGAUCCCGAGUUCCUUGAAGAAGCAGGACCAGUUCUUCAACAACUGGCACAAACCCAGCAACCUGCGCUCCACGAUGUCACUACCAGACGGGGCAUGAUGGCGGCCAUGUGCAAGGAGCUACCUCCUCUUCCAGAAGGGAUUGAAAAAUUGGUACACCGAGUACCUACAGCGGACGGGCAUGAAGUUGUCAUCUACCAUUUCCGCCGACAAAACGCACACCGUGAAACUGGAGCGCCAGCGAUCGUACAUAUCCACGGGGGCGGGUAUAUCUCGCUGACAGCUGAGCAAUGCUCGGUGCCACAUAUCUCGGCUGUCUCGCGUACGGGGGUCCAGAUCUUGACGAUUGACUACCGGCUAGCCCCCGAGCACCCAUAUCCGACUCCCGUGGAUGACUGCUGGGCGGGCCUGCGGUGGGUUUAUGACAACGCUGCGCAAUUAUCUAUUGAUUCCUCCCGCAUUGCGCUCAUGGGCGAAAGCGCCGGGGGAGGUUUGGCCGCGGCAUUGACCUUGCGCGCUCGAGAUCGUGCUCUUGCACCGCCCAUUGCGAAGCAGAUUCUAGUUUAUCCCAUGCUGGACGAUCGGACAACCACCAACCAUGCUGGGCAACUCGCAUUUUGGACUGAAGUUGACAACAUCACCGGGUGGACCGCCUACCUAGGGCCCGAUGCCGGCACGGAUAAGAUCAACGCAGAUGCUGCACCGGCUCGAGCGGGCAGUGUAGUCGGUCUGCCUCCGCUGUACCUGGAUUGUCCACAGCUAGAUAUGUUUGUGCAGGAAAGCCUCGAAUAUGCACGGCGAUUCGUAGCUUCUAAUAUCCCCACCGAGUGCCACAUCUAUCCUGGUCUCCCACAUGGGUUCGAAGCGUUGGCGCCGUUGGCAACGGUGACACGGCAGGCCAUUGCCAAUCGAGACAGGGCGAUGACCACCUUUUGA
Messenger RNA from Penicillium macrosclerotiorum, 948 nucleotides. Its product is annotated as alpha/beta hydrolase. The transcript has a single exon. Gene Ontology annotation, molecular function: hydrolase activity. Lineage: Eukaryota; Fungi; Ascomycota; Eurotiomycetes; Eurotiales; Aspergillaceae. The record is from RefSeq and is a predicted model, not a curated record. The coding region runs from base 1 to 948 and encodes 315 amino acids.